Molecule: messenger RNA, 2119 nt
Organism: Paramecium octaurelia
Lineage: Eukaryota; Ciliophora; Oligohymenophorea; Peniculida; Parameciidae
Source: the annotation of a GenBank genome assembly
UAAUAUAUUAUGAAUCCCCCUCCUGGAUUAGGCGAUGAUGAUGAGCAAUCAAUUGGUCCUCCACCUGGCAUUGAUGCACCCAAAAAAAAGAAAUUUCACAUCAACAAAAAAUUAAGUUAACAAUAAACCUCAUUGGAAUCCUUGAAUCUUGAACUCAAAGUUACUGUGCAAGAUCAACACUUCGAUCAAGUACUUUAUAAUCCCCAAUUCUAGAUUCCCAUUGCUGAUGAAUAUUUGGAACCCUCCAUGAACAAUUUAAUCGCAUUUGAUGGACAUUUAUGUGACACCUCUGGAUCUGAUUCUUUAGCUCUCUGGGACCAAGAAAUGAAAUUAAAGAAAGAGUACAAGGGAUUGAUUGAAAAUAUGCCGUACUCAUUAGUUGCAGUGCAUGAUAAAAUUUAUUUGAUUUUUGGGGACACACUCCUCCUGAUACAACCUGAAAUUAAUAAGAAGACAUUUUUAAUUGAAUAACCGCUUACAGCCUUUUGUGUAUCAGAUCAUACUAAUCCAAGGUAGUGUCAUAUACAUACCUAGAAUUGUAGGUGUCAAUGAAGGCGAAAUCACUCUCUGGAGAACCUCUAAUCUAGGCAAACCCAAUCUUCAGGAACCCACUUUUAAUAAUUUUGCACCUAAAUCCAAGGAAAUCAUUGAAUUACAAAAGAUCUUAUCUGACAAGUUUGACGAAUGCGAUGAUCUCUUGAUGUUGUAAAAUGGAUUGGUUUUUGCAAAAUAAAAAAAAGUAGGCGAAGUGUUCUUGGUUGAUUUUGAAAAUGAUCAAUUGGAAGAAUUGCAAACCACUUAUGGAUGUGCUGUUACAUGUUGGACUCCAAUAUCUUAUGAUUCAAUUGCCUUUGCGUCCAAUGGUCAGAUUGUACUCACCAAAUUCCCAAAAAACAAAUCAGCUGUUGUCUAAAUUGUAUUGAGUUCUUCUAAAGAUGAUAUUCAUCAUGGAUUGUGUUACUCCAACAAUCACCUAUUCUCCAUCAAUAAAAGUGCUGUCGUAACUUCUUGGAACAUUUAAACAGGAACCAAAAUCAAAACUGCCGAAGUCAAAUUCUGUCCUGGUGUCUACUCAUUACAAUUGAUGAAUCCAGAAAUCAUUAUCGCUGAACAUAAAGACAAAAAGGAUUUCAUUCUAUUGAAUACCAAUCUAGAAAAGCAAUUCUUCUACAAAGCAAGAGUCAAAUAGGUGUUGCACUGUUGUUCAAGUCCAAAUGGGUAAUUUAUUGCACUCAUACAAAAAUGUGGAUUGCUGUAUGAUGAAGAAGUCAUAUUUCACAUUGAGAUUGAAAUCUAUCCCUUUGACAACAGAUUGGAGUUUGAAAGAAGAAAAGAAAUUGAUAACCUAGAAAUCAAGACAGUUAUGUUUUUAGACAAUUCAACCGUUCAAUACAUCCUCAAAAUCUCUAAGAGUGUCAAUCCUAUCCUUGUCAAGUGGAAUUACCUAACCAAUGAGUAUAAUGAAGAGGAGAUGUUGGUUGAAAAGUACAAGACAUGCUAAUUGUACUUCAAUAGAUCAGUGUUCAGUUAUGAUUUCAAACCAGCUCCAUCAUAACAAUUCAAUCUCUUUGGACCCAAAAGAACUGAUGAUGCUAAUCUAAUCACUGGAAUCAGUGUGUAUGAUGAGAAUAUUAAAAGACUUUUGAAAGUGCAAUUUUAAUAAUAGUUUAAUGCCGAUGUCUUUGGAAUGCCUUGUCAAAAUUUGCUUUAUGUUCUCAAUAACAAAAAUUAAAUUGAAGUUUGGGAUAUCAACACUUAACAGUAGGUUUAGAAAGGUAUUUAGAUUUGAUUAUGUUCCAUAGCUGAUUGUCGUCCAAGUCUUGUGAAGCAGAUGAAAUUCAGUGAGUAGUAUCUGUUCCUGAAUGCGCAAUCUGAAUGGAUCAUUAGGGACUUGAAACUGAGUCAGAUUUGCAAGACCAAGGGGGAUCUCAUCAAUAAAUGUCUAUUUUUGAAUUAGAAAUGCAUCAUAAACCAAAAAUAGAAUUUAUUCGAAUGGGAUUUGGGUAGCAAUCAAUGCAAACAGAUACCUAUUUUCAGAGUUUAUGACUUUUGUCUUGUGUAGAAUAAGAUCUUGGUUAUUGGAGAAUCAACUAUUAAGUUAUUGACUUUAUGAUUUAAG